AUGCCCCCUCCUCUCCCCCUCCGCCGCCGCCUCCUCCUCCGCAACCCACCGCCGCUCGCCGUCGUCGCCUCCGUCCGCCUCUCUCACUUCGACCCCUUCGUCUCCUCCUCCUCCGACGAUGACGAACCCCCCCUCGCCGCCGAGCUCUUCCCGGCCGCUGGCGCGCCCACCCUCCUCACCGUUGCGCGCGGGCUCGCCGCCGACCCGAGCCCCACCGUCCCCUCCGUGCUCGCCUUCCUCCGCCGCCUCCCCCGCGACGCCUCCCCGCACCUCUUCCCCCACCUCGUCGCCGCCCUCUCCCGCUCGCCCGGGGGCUCCCUCCUCGCGCUCCGCCUCUUCCUCGCGCCGCUCCACCCCCCCGCCGCCGCCGUCACCCACCACUCCUUCAACUCCGCGCUCCUCCGCUUCCCGCUCCCGCCGCACCUGCUCCCGGCCUUCUUCUCCCGCUCCCUCCGCAAGUUCCCGCGCCUCGCCCCCACCCUGCUCUCCUUCAACCUCCUCCUCAAGUGCGUCUGCUCCUCUCUCGUCCCGAGGGACCCGCGCCUCUACCUCGACAUCGCCCUGCGGGUGCUCUACGACAUCAUUCCCGCGUGGAACCUCGCACCGGAUAAGUUCACCUACUCGACGGUCGUGUCCGCGCUCGCCGGUGCAGGCCGGGUGGAUGAUGCUGUGGCGCUGGUGCACGAGAUGGUGGCAGAUGGGCUGGUUGCGGCCGAGGCAUUUAAUCCCGUUCUGAAGGCGAUGCUGCGUGGUGGGGAUGCUAAGGGUGCAGCCAAGAUGUUUGGGUUUAUGCAGCUGAAGGGGUGUGUGCCGACUGCCGCGACAUACAAUGUGCUGGUGCAUGGUCUGUUGGUCUGCGGGAGGGCCGGGGCGGCAAUGAGGGUGGUGAGAAGAAUGGAGAGGGAGGGGGUAUUGCCAGGUGUGAUGACCUAUGGUGCAGUGGUUGAUGGACUGGUGAGGUGUGGGAGAGUGAAGGAUGCAUGGAAGAUCGCCAAGGAAAUGGAGAAGAGCGGUCUUGCACCAAAUGAGUUUGUUUACUCUGCUGUCAUAACAGGAUUUUGCAAGUCUGGGGAAAUUGGCUCUGCGUUGAAGGUUUGGGAGGCAGUGGCAGCAGGUCCUGUAAGGCCAAACUUUGUUUUAUAUUCAGCAAUGAUUAGAUGCCUGGCUCAUUUUGGGAAAAUGAUGGAGGCUGAAUUGUUGUUUCGAGAGAUGAUUGAUGCAAAAUGUGAACCAAAUAUCAUUACUUAUGGGUCGAUGAUUCAAGGGUAUUUCAAAGUUGGAGAAACGCCACGAGCUCUUUCUGUUUGGGAGGAGAUGGUAGGGGUUGGCUGUGUGCCAAAUGCUAUUAGUUACAGCAUAUUGAUCAAUGGACUUUGCAAUGUAGGGAAAUUGAAGGAUGCUAUGAUGGUCUGGAAGCACAUGCUUGGCCGUGGAUGUGCACCUGACACAAUUGCUUAUACUUCAAUGAUCAAGGGGUUAUGUGCUUCUGGGAUGGUGGAUGGUGGUCUUCGACUAUUCUAUGACAUGCUGGCAAGGGGUGAUGCUGAGCCAGAUGCCAUCAGUUAUAAUGUGCUGCUGGAUGGGCUGCUCCUGGCCAAGGACCUCCCACGGGCAAUGGACUUGCUCAACAGGAUGCUUGACCAGGGGUGUGAUCCAGACAUGGUGACAUGCAAUAUAUUCUUAAGGGAGUUUGGAGCUGGAGAGAUGAAGGGGAGGGAGUUUUUGGAAGGCUUGGUUGUGAGGUUGUGCAAUAGAGGAAGGAAUAUGGCAGCUGGAGAGGUUUUAUUGGUGAUGCUGACUAAGUACAUUGUACCAGAAGCUCCCCUUUGGGAGAUGGUGGUUAGAGAUGUUUGUAGGACGAAGAGAGUUUGGAGAGUGAUUGACAAGUGUUGGGAUGAGAUUUGGGGGCGUUGAAGAUUUCAACCUUUAUGAUUUUUAUUGAUACCAAAGGAGCACGGAGCUCACAUACUGGAGUUUUUUGACACUCCAUUUGUAAGUUGUAAUUUGUAACAUUCACUGAUUCAUUCAUACAAGAUUUUGACUUAAUAAAUUGAUAUCUACUACC
This is a messenger RNA of Oryza brachyantha (malo sina), 2065 nucleotides long. Its product is annotated as pentatricopeptide repeat-containing protein At4g20090-like. Bases 1 to 1914 code for a protein of 637 amino acids. Gene Ontology annotation, molecular function: protein binding. The record is from RefSeq and is a predicted model, not a curated record. The transcript has a single exon. NCBI's taxonomy places the organism in Eukaryota, Viridiplantae, Streptophyta, Magnoliopsida, Poales, Poaceae.